AUGGAGGGCUUUGAUACCAUGGCUAUGCCUUACCUGGCCAGCCCGUUAUCGCUCGGUAAUAUGCAGAGCACCGACUACCUCAAUUCAAUGUCCGGCAUGGACCUGCCUGAACAACGUUCUAAUUUCGACUCCGAAACAUUCGUGAGUGGGGACGACAUCGCAUUUUCUCAACAUGCUUUACCUCCCGCAUCGUUGAAACGAUUUCCCUCUGGUUAUGAAGAUCCAUUUACAGACAUGGUCGCUCCGUUCGAACCUGCGCCGCCCGAGCAACCUCCUGAUUCUAUAGAUCAUAACAAUAAACUACUGAGCUUCUCCAUGCCUGCGUACGGCUUCACUCUCUUAGAUUACUCUCUACGCCGCACCUCAAUAUCGCUCUCUGCUCAGCUGCACGGCAUGUUCUUUCUUGCAGAGUCGCCUUGGACCACAUCCCCUGCUGAGAAUGCCCCGCCUCAGCAGGGAGCGGAGCUGACGUGCUACCGCCGAAACCUGUUUCAGAUAACAGGCUCUGUUACCCUCCCACGGAGCUUACGCUACAUUAUGACGGAGCAAGGCGACCGGAUCCCUAUUUUGGCCCAAGAACUCACUGUGUCUGCUACGGAGUCCGUUGAAGGCAAUUCCGUCAAGAUAAUCUCGGUUCCGUGGAAGACACCCGCCGCAAAUGUGAAUCCUACAGCUGAAGAUGGGAACAAUGUUUCCAGCGGAAACGGCGGUAACCCUAAUAGCAACAAUCCUACUAUCAAGGUUGAAAAGGAGCCACCUCCGAUUCCAUUAGAUAUCAUGGCCGGACAAGACCUUGAUACUGACUACGCCACCUUCCCUAUUGCCUGGAAACGACUUCAAUUCCGCGUUGCUACUGCGAAUAAUGGGCGCAGAAAAGAGCUCCAACAACACUUCGUUAUUCGUUUGAAGGUUGUAGCUACGCUGUCUACCGGUGCCAAGAUACCAGUCUGCGAGGUACAGUCGGGCCCUGUCAUAGUCCGGGGCCGGAGCCCACGCAAUUUCCAGUCUCGCAAGGACUUGCCAUUGAGCAACAGUGCUGCGGCGUCACGCAAAAGCGCACAAGCAGCUCAGUCGGCUGCUGUCAACCGAACCCCAACCGGUGAUUCUGCGCCACAUGCACCGGCCAAGGCCAAAGCCACAUUGAAGAGCAGUUCCCCAGAGACGUCUACUUCCCAAGGUGGUGUAGUUGGCCAACAAGCUUCCCCGGAUUGGGCGCAAGUGCCGCCUCCCGUUGGCGGUGCGCAUCCAUCGACGACUUUGCCUCACUCGACGGUAUAUACUCAGUCUAGCCCGGAGUUCUCACGGCCUACAGAAGCCCAGCGACAUCCAGUUGCCGCCCCCAUCAAUCUAUCGCUCCUUGAAGAUGAUGAUGGCAAUGAUUCGGUCAACCCAGCUGAUUCGGCCAGGCCGGCCUCCUCAUAUACAAAUGAUAUGUCACACAAGCUCAUGAACAUGGAUAAUUCUGCAGCCCCUCCGGCCAAGAUGCGCAAGUUGUCUCAUGGCUUACCCGAAACACAAUCGCGAAGCUCGUCCUCUUUACCCUUACUGAAUAAUACCAAUAUGCAGCAGCCCUUCGCUUCGACGCUCCCAUUUCCAAAUGAGAGCGCUGACUUGUUAUAUGAGUAUUUCCCCUUGGGCUUGGAUGAUUGGCAAGCACCAGUCGAUGCAGUAUAUCGACCACAUGUAGUGCACCAUACAAACCUACCUGAAGUGAAGUUUGUUGCUGCGCGCGGACGAAGCAAACGAUAUUUCGCUGCAGAAGAUGUCUUUUGA
This is a messenger RNA of Aspergillus tubingensis, 1773 nucleotides long. Its product is annotated as NDT80/PhoG-like DNA-binding family protein. The transcript has 2 exons. Lineage: Eukaryota; Fungi; Ascomycota; Eurotiomycetes; Eurotiales; Aspergillaceae. Gene Ontology annotation, biological process: meiotic cell cycle; positive regulation of transcription by RNA polymerase II. Gene Ontology annotation, cellular component: nuclear chromosome. Gene Ontology annotation, molecular function: DNA-binding transcription factor activity; DNA binding. The coding region runs from base 1 to 1773 and encodes 590 amino acids. The record is from RefSeq and is a predicted model, not a curated record.